Andrographis paniculata is the source of this 1847-nucleotide messenger RNA. RefSeq names its product guanosine nucleotide diphosphate dissociation inhibitor 2-like. Gene Ontology annotation, molecular function: Rab GDP-dissociation inhibitor activity. The record is from RefSeq and is a predicted model, not a curated record. Gene Ontology annotation, biological process: protein transport; vesicle-mediated transport; small GTPase-mediated signal transduction. Gene Ontology annotation, cellular component: cytoplasm. The coding region runs from base 235 to 1569 and encodes 444 amino acids. Lineage: Eukaryota; Viridiplantae; Streptophyta; Magnoliopsida; Lamiales; Acanthaceae. The transcript has 15 exons.
CACACCCACAAUUUCUCUCUCUCUCGGUUGGAGUCUUGGAGAAAGGUUUUGGCCAUUUCCGAAAGCAUUCAGAUUUUGAGGGUGUGAAGGAUCGGAAGGUUGUUCUAUAUCAAUGGCUUCAAUGAUCAGUCUCUUCUCUUCUCUAAAGCACAAGUUCAGAUCAGAGCACCAGCAUUGACGCUGACAACCUCUAAACUUAGAUAAGCCACAGUUUCUGUUGCGGCAUUGAUUAACAUGGAUGAAGAGUACGAUGUGAUAGUGCUGGGGACGGGCCUCAAGGAAUGCAUUCUCAGCGGUCUUCUAUCUGUCGAUGGCUUAAAGGUUUUGCACAUGGAUCAGAACGACUAUUAUGGUGGUGAAUCAACUUCACUUAAUCUCAUCCAGCUGUGGAAGAGGUUUAGAGGAAGCGACAAGCCCCCGGAACAAUUGGGUGCCAGUAGAGAUUAUAACGUUGACAUGAUCCCUAAGUUUAUCAUGGCAAACGGUGCCCUUGUGCGCGUCCUCAUUCAUACCAGUGUUACUAAAUACUUAUCUUUUAAAGCUGUUGAUGGAAGUCAUGUUUACAACAAAGGAAAGGUUCACAAGGUACCUGCAACUGACAUGGAGGCUCUGAAAUCUCCUCUAAUGGGUAUCUUUGAAAAGCGACGUGCCCGCAAAUUUUUUGUUUAUGUCCAAGAGUACAAUGAAAAUAAUCCCAAAACACAUGAAGGGAUGGAUCUGACAAAAGUCACGACUAAGAAGCUCAUUGCAAAAUAUGGUCUUGAUGACAACACUGUGGAUUUUAUUGGCCAUGCAUUAGCUCUCUAUAGUGAUGAUCGUUACUUGGAUGAACCAGCAAUAGAUACUGUGAAAAGGAUGAAGCUCUAUGCCGAGUCUCUGAUACGUUUUGCUGGAGGAUCGCCUUACAUUUACCCUUUGUAUGGCCUUGGAGAGCUUCCCCAGGCAUUUGCUCGUCUGAGUGCUGUAUAUGGUGGCACCUACAUGUUGAACAAACCCGAAUGCAAGGUAGAGUUUGACGGGGAUGGCAAGGCCUGUGGUGUUACAUCAGAAGGUGAAACAGCUAAGUGCAAGAAAGUAGUAUGUGAUCCUUCCUAUCUUCCUGGAAAGGUUAGGAAGGUCGGAAAAGUUGCGCGCGCCAUUGCUAUAAUGAGCCACCCGAUCCCGCACACCAAUGAUUCUCAUUCAGUGCAAGUCAUUUUACCUCAGAAGCAGUUGGGUCGUAAAUCAGACAUGUAUUUAUUCUGCUGCUCCUACUCUCACAAUGUUGCGCCGAAGGGGAAAUACAUUGCAUUUGUCUCGACUGAAGCAGAAACUGAUAAUGCUGAGACUGAACUGAAGCCGGGCAUCGAUCUUCUUGGACCUGUGGACGAGAUUUUCUUUGAGACAUACGACAGAUAUGAGCCGACCAACGAACCAUCGCAGGAUAAUUGUUUCAUAUCAACUAGCUAUGAUGCCACAACACACUUUGAAUCCACCGUCGUGGAUGUGCUGCAUAUGUAUACGCAGAUCACCGGGAAGGUUCUUGAUCUUAAUGUCGAUCUGAGUGCUGCCAGCGCUGCCGAAGAAUGAGUGUCCUGUCCCGAUGUGUGCUUAGGACAUUUAUCCGGUACAAGAUUGCUCGUGAUUUGAAUAUAUUAAUGUUUCCUUUUUCUAUUUCAGCUCGUUUAUCUUUGUUUCAUUGAUACUUAAACUUUAGCCGGUUGGGUUUUGGCUCGUAUUAUAAGUUGAAAUUUACAUGAACAGUUAGUUGAUUAUGCAUUUUCACCUAGAGGCUAGAUGUAUUGUUUGCUUAAAUUUUAAUAGUUGACUUGUUGUCAAGCAAAUUUUACGUAACUUGAAUUUGAAGU